CUCCCUUCUGCACUCGUUCGGUUCAUUGCAAAUUUUGUACACGUAACUGGUCCUUGAAAAUGUUCCGAACUUUGUGGUAAUUUGUGACUGCUCUCCGCUCGUUCUUCCAACCGGAACUACACUCGGAUUGCAAAUUCACUUAAAGAAAGCUUCUACACGAAAUGCUUACUCAAAUGCUUUCGGAAUGAGCCCAAUAUUUUCAAGUUAUUUGAUAUCGCCGCCUUCACUGGACCGUGCGGCGUCCUCUUGGAUGUAUGCGUUCUGUGUUACGUUUUCAGUGGAAUUUCCUUGCGAAAUUUCCUUCAUUUUUGAACAUGGUCUUACGAAGAAGAAAAGCCCAUAACAUGUCUGUGGACGUUGAAACGAAGCCAACCACACCCCCUGAAGUUGCAGUUGCUGGAGGCACGUGUCCAAAAGGCGAUGUCGCUAGUGUUUUACUUCUUAUUGCCCUAUAUGUGAUGCAGGGAAUCCCUUUGGGCUUGUCAGCAGCUGUACCUUAUAUACUCCAAUCCGAUCCAAACACUGCAAGCUAUCAGACUCAAGCCACGUUCUCCUUGGUCACAUGGCCAUUUUCCUUGAAGUUGCUCUGGGCCCCUCUAGUCGACGCGAUCUACAGCACCCGUUUUGGAAGGCGGAAAUCCUGGCUCAUACCGGUUCAGUAUGCGAUCGGUGUAGAUCUACUGGUUCUUGCUAGCAAUGUGGACAGGUGGCUCGGACGCGAAGAGGGCAAGUCCUGGGGCCCACUUGCCGUAACCCACCCUGUAAAUAUCUACAGCUUGACCGUGGCAUUCUUUGGUUUGACACUACUUGCGGCAACUCAAGAUAUUGCUGUGGAUGGUUGGGCCAUCACCAUGCUUUCGAAGCAGAACUUGGGCUGGGCAUCGACGUGCAAUUCUGUUGGGCAAAUACUAGGCUAUAUGGUCGCAUUUGUGCUGUUUCUGUUUCUGGAAUCUCCUCACAUAGCCAACAGCUUUAUACGCGGAAAACCGGUAACUGACCAGGGGUUCAUCACAUUCUCCGGUUUCCUAUACUUCUGGGGCAUUUCCUUCAUGGUUUUGACCACACUGGUCGCCUUAUUCAAACACGAAACAGAGGCAGCCAGGCCGCUUCAAAAGUGCCUCAAUGGAGUGUCAACGAGGCUGCGUAACACAUCGGCCGUUCAGCGACUCAAGACCACUGGUAUGUCAUUACGUCCCCGACAUCGUGGUCGCAGUCCAGAAACAAUGGUCGGUGAUGAAGAUGUUACUGACAUCACCGACGUCGAAGUGGAAAACGAAGACAUUGUAUUCGAUCAAGCUGCGGAUAGUCAGAGAGCAAUGAGAAUUAACAAUCAGAAUUGUUGGGCGAACAGUCGGUCCGGAAGCGUCAUCGAAGUUUCGCCGGAAGAUCCAUCGUUCAACCAAGGCGAUCCAGCUGCUGCCCCCGCUGAGGAGUCAUCCAAUCACGGUCUGUCCUUGUGUGACACAUAUCGUGUCACAAUUGGUGUACUAUGGCUCAAACCAGUCCUCACUUACAUCGCAUUGCUUCUGAUUGUCAAGUUUUGCUUUGCGGCCUGUGAUUCCGUCACCACAUUGAAAAUGAUCGAGCACGGCGUUUCCAAGGAACACUUGGCCUUCCUCCAAAUGCUUCUCGUGCCGCUACAAGUGGUCCUCCCCUUGCUGAUCACUCGAUGGACCAAUGGCCCGCGACCGUUGUUGGUGUUCACCACAGCUGCUAUUGUCCGAAUAAUCCUUUCGGUCCUGGUUAUCCCUCUGGUCCACUACACUCCCGCAUUCCGUCAGGAAUUGCCCAUAGGACAAACUGCCAACGGGACACAAAGCAGUACCGCUUCGGGCAACCCGCAAUACACUUAUCCAUGGACUUUCUACGGUACCGUUCUGGCCUAUUCUGGUAUCAUCGCAACGGCUUCAAACUUCAUGUUCGUCUCGACCAUGUCGUUUCAUGCGCGAAUCAGUGAUCCGGCUGUGGGUGGUACUUACAUGACCCUUUUGAAUACGGCAACGAAUUUGGCUGGCACCCUUCCGAGCAGUUUGAUGCUCUACCUAGUCGACCCACUCAGCGUACGACACUGCAUGAACCCAAACUUAUUGAAAGCCGGUUUGGUGUCGUGGAAUCUAACGACCUCAGCCAAUGCUACGGACGGCUUUCACAACAACGUGACCGGCCAAUUUCCGACGACAGAACAUCUCCUUCAACUCGGUGAAGCCUGGAUCAUGCAAAAUGCAACUUGCAAAGUGAAACACGGUGUCCAUCACUGUGAACUAGCAGACGGCAAGUGUGUGACAACGCUUGAUGGAUUCUACCUGGAAGUUGGCUUCUCCGUGGUUCUCGGCCUGCUCACUUUCCCAAUAUUUGCCAGACGAUUAGCAAAGUACUUGGAUUCCCUUCCUGCCUCUGCCUUUUAUUUUCGUCUUCCCAAAAACUCUUGUCUGGCUGGGAGACGCCGCAGAAAACGGAGUGUGAGCUCUUGAUGGAUUGCCAUCACCCACGUGCGUGUGUGUCCUAACUCUUUUCUCAUUCCGCCAGCACUGGCCACUCUGAACAAUGUUCGCUCUUGGUCUUUAUGUGUCGACCAAUUCGCACUGUUCCGACCCAGGGGGGGGGCCGCUGUUUCUGCGGAUGCUGUGAUCACAAUGGCAUUAUGUGAAUUUUGUUCUUUUUUUGUUGUUGUUUUUAAAAUCUCCCUGCCAACUUUCUGUUUGUGCACACCUAUUUUGUCUCGAAAUUUCUCUCCGGUUACCAAUCUUACCUCUGCGACUUUUCUGCUGAUGUGCGUGCGUGUGUCCCACAUGUUCAACCUGAAUGUGUUAUCAUGAAUUCAGGCUAAUGCAAGGUUGUUUGGACAACCAUUUUGGGUUUCGAAUCAUUCUUAUUUUUCUCGUAUUUUUUAUCGGUGAUGGGGGAUUUUGCCGUAUCCGAAAAUUAGUCCGUAUAUUGGUUUCAC
This is a messenger RNA of Opisthorchis viverrini, 2944 nucleotides long. RefSeq lists its product as hypothetical. Bases 255 to 2471 code for a protein of 738 amino acids. Gene Ontology annotation, cellular component: membrane. The transcript is spliced from 8 exons. The record is from RefSeq and is a predicted model, not a curated record. Lineage: Eukaryota; Metazoa; Platyhelminthes; Trematoda; Opisthorchiida; Opisthorchiidae. Gene Ontology annotation, molecular function: acetyl-CoA transmembrane transporter activity.